CAGCUGAUGCUGAUUGUUUUAUACGCUGCACUGUUGUAGGUUAGUGAAACGUUCAACGUCAUGGCAAAGUAUAUCGCACAAAUUAUUGUGCUCGGUGGACAAGCCAUCGGACGAGCGUUUGCCAAAGCUCUAAAGCAAGAGAUUGCCGCUUCACAGGAGGCCGCCAAACGAGCCGGUGGAGGUAGACAAGGAGACAAGAGUGCAGAGUCUAACUUGCGCACGGGUAUGACGCUGGAGGAGGCCAAACAAAUACUAAACGUGGAAGACCUCAAAAGUGUAGACUGCAUUACGAAGAACUACGAACAUUUGUUUAACGUUAACGAACGCAGUAAAGGAGGCUCAUUUUACAUACAAUCCAAAGUCUUCAGAGCCAAGGAACGUCUGGAUCAAGAACUCAAUGCGCAACAACAAAAUCAAAAGCCAAAGGCUGAAGAACAGGCGGCGGCAGAGGAAGCGCCUCAGAGCAGGGCAAGGCAAAGGCGUUGAGCGAUUUUUGUGCUUUCUACCUCUAAACGAAGCUAGUUGUAGUUCGUAAUUGAUUAAAAUAGUUGUUAAGUAGAAGAAAAGACGGCGUUUCAUGUUUUCCAUUCUGUAAAUAGAUUUUGUUUAAUAAACAAAAAUACUGCUUAUUGGAA
Drosophila nasuta is the source of this 635-nucleotide messenger RNA. RefSeq names its product mitochondrial import inner membrane translocase subunit Tim16 (gene blp). Gene Ontology annotation, cellular component: TIM23 mitochondrial import inner membrane translocase complex. The coding region runs from base 61 to 486 and encodes 141 amino acids. NCBI's taxonomy places the organism in Eukaryota, Metazoa, Arthropoda, Insecta, Diptera, Drosophilidae. The record is from RefSeq and is a predicted model, not a curated record. The transcript is spliced from 3 exons. Gene Ontology annotation, biological process: protein import into mitochondrial matrix.